Molecule: messenger RNA, 636 nt
Organism: Acomys russatus (golden spiny mouse)
Lineage: Eukaryota; Metazoa; Chordata; Mammalia; Rodentia; Muridae
Gene: Igll5
Product: immunoglobulin lambda like polypeptide 5
Exons: 3
Coding region: 1-636 (211 amino acids)
Biological process (GO): immunoglobulin production involved in immunoglobulin-mediated immune response; peptide antigen assembly with MHC class II protein complex; antigen processing and presentation of exogenous peptide antigen via MHC class II
Cellular component (GO): MHC class II protein complex
Molecular function (GO): MHC class II protein complex binding
Source: RefSeq, a predicted model, not a curated record
AUGAAGCUCAGAGCAGGACAGACCCAGGGCACCAUCCCUGGGCAGUGUACGGUUCUCCUCCUCCUGCUGCUGCUGCUGUUGGGCCUAGUGGAUGGUGUCCAGCAUGCACUUUCCCCAAGCUCAGCCCAAAGGAACAGAGCCACAGGCCCUGGAGCCUCAGUGGGAAGCAGCAGGCCGAGUCUGUGGACCCUGCCAGGCAGGUUUCUGUUCCAGAUCAUUCCACGGGGAAUAGGUCCCAGGUGCUGGUCCCAUGGGGCUCCACCCGAGCCCCAGUCAUGGCACAUCUUUGGUAGUGGCACCCACCUCACCAUUCUAGGUCAGCCCAAGUCUGACCCCUUGGUCACUCUGUUCCUGCCUCCCCUGAAGAAUCUCCAGGCUAGCAAGGCCACACUGGUGUGUCUGGUGAGAGAAUUCUACCCAGGCACUUUGGCGGUGGGCUGGAAGGUAGACGGAGUCCCUGUCACAAAGGGUGUAGAGACAACGCAGCCCUCCAAACUGACCAACAACAAGUACGUGGCCAGCAGCUACCUGACACUCACGUCUGACCAGUGGACACCCCACAGCAGAUACAGCUGUCAGGUCACGCAUGAAGGGAACACUGUGGAGAAGAGUGGGUCACUCGCUCAAUGCUCUUAG